Messenger RNA from Lichtheimia ornata, 984 nucleotides. RefSeq lists its product as uncharacterized. The record is from RefSeq and is a predicted model, not a curated record. The transcript has 2 exons. Lineage: Eukaryota; Fungi; Mucoromycota; Mucoromycetes; Mucorales; Lichtheimiaceae. The coding region runs from base 1 to 984 and encodes 327 amino acids.
AUGACUUCUGAUUCUCCCAUAACACAAGUCCACGACCCUGAAGCCGACCAUGACCAAGAGGAGGUGAUUUAUCAGCAACAGCAGGCAGAUGAGGAUGUGUACGAUCAACAACCCGAGGAUGCUAUCCCUGCCAUCUUGAAACUGGAUCUGCGAGGCACUCGUAUUGACCUUGAUCGAGACACGCUAGUCAACCUUCCCGAGAGCUUGUUGAUUGCCAUGUUUCCCAAUGGGUUGGUGCUAGGUCGACAAGAGGACGAAGAUCAAUCGCGAGAUAGUGUGGGUGGUGGUGUCGUUGACGAGCAAGUUACUUUUGUCGACUUUGAUCCAGCAUGUCUUGACUAUGUGUUGCGAGUGUAUCAGCAUGCAGCUGCUAUUUCAAACGAGCUUGCCGACCAGCAACAACAACAGCAGCAUCAGAAUGACCAUCUCUCGUCAUCCGUUUACUAUCCGCUGUUAUCCAACAAGCAACCUAUUAUUGUCCUUCGUGAAGAACUCGAAUAUUAUUGCAUCCCUACCAAAUCAUCCAACAAUACGACAUCGUCUUCAUCUACCAAUAAUACACCCUCAGCCGCCGCUGCUCCUCAACUAUCACCUGAAAGUAUGGCUUCUCUCAAGAUUGCUUCGGGUCGAUCCUUGCAACGACAAAAUCGUAUCUUUGACGCAUUACAAAAGAACAUCUCUCGAGAAAACAAUGCAGCCGAACAACAUCUUAUCGAUAUGCUAUGUGAUGCAGGAUUCAGUCGUGAUGAUCCUUGGGGAUACCGUCAACUCGAACCUACUCGCACGUGUGUUACCAGCAUGUCCUUAGUGUUGUUAAAGACAACAGGUCCAGACAACCACAUGGCAACGGCACAAAAAUUGCUGCUCUUUUGGAGAAAACCUGCGAGAAAAUGCUGGUGGGAUGGUACAACGGCUGAUAUUGAAGGAUAUACCGUAAGGUUGUGGGCGAGACGCAUGUGGACAUUGGAAUUGGCCUUGGUCUAG